Vicia faba (fava bean) is the source of this 780-nucleotide messenger RNA. The record is from the annotation of a GenBank genome assembly. NCBI's taxonomy places the organism in Eukaryota, Viridiplantae, Streptophyta, Magnoliopsida, Fabales, Fabaceae.
AUGGAUGAUAAUGAGUUAGUGAUGUUGCAAGAUGAUGCAGGAAUAAAUAGAAUGAAAAUGAUUGCACUAAUUAAUAGAAAUGUGCAUCUAUAUGUAAUGCAUCCAGUGUUGGGGAAAGAGAAAAUACUGCCUAUUAAAAACAAUGUAGGAAAUUUUAAUGACUUAGGCACUAUUGAAUAUUUUAAUAAUCUAGGUAAUAAAAUUGAUGAAGGAGGGCCCGCUGGUGUAGAAGAUUCAGAUGCAGUUAACCAAAAAGGUUCACUUGAGGAAGUUAAUAUCGAUGGGACCAUUGAGAACAUUAACCAAAAAGAUUCAUGUCUAAAUGUUAACUUUGAGGGGGACGCCGUGUCUGAGGAUGCAAUAGUGAAUAUUACUUUAGAUGGGACCACUGAACAUGUUGUAUGUGACCAAGAUGAUAUAUUGGAUGACACACAUUACUUGGAUUCUAAUGAUUCAAUUGGAAUUGUUGAAGAAAUUACAAUUGAUAUAGCUAGGGGGAAAGAAAAGGGGAGGGGAAAGGGUAAUUUAAAAGGUAAGGGAAAUGGUAAAGGUAAGGGGAAAUCCAAGUUUGGGAGACCAAGGAAACAAAAGUUAAUGGAAGAAGAAGUUGUGGGUAGUGGUGUAUUUGAUGAUGUGAAUGAAUGUGAGGCUACAAAAGAAAGCUUUAGAGGUUUGAGUGAUAUUGAGGAGUAUGACACUGAUGAUUUACAACAUGAUUAUGAUAGUGAAGACAGUGAGGUUUUAAAAGAUGAUUUUCCAACUUUCAAGCUUACAAAAUGA